Molecule: messenger RNA, 3077 nt
Organism: Sphaerodactylus townsendi
Lineage: Eukaryota; Metazoa; Chordata; Lepidosauria; Squamata; Sphaerodactylidae
Gene: SYT8
Product: synaptotagmin 8
Exons: 9
Coding region: 228-1448 (406 amino acids)
Biological process (GO): regulation of calcium ion-dependent exocytosis; calcium ion-regulated exocytosis of neurotransmitter; cellular response to calcium ion
Cellular component (GO): synaptic vesicle membrane; dense core granule; axon
Molecular function (GO): syntaxin binding; clathrin binding; calcium-dependent phospholipid binding
Source: RefSeq, a predicted model, not a curated record
GACGAGUUUCCAGUUUUGUUUCUGCUUUACAAAGAAAGAGUAGUCAGUUGCUGCUGUUGGGGCCUCAGCAUGCUGAGCUGAGGGUCAGGAGCCCUAGCAAAGAUAUGCUCCAUUCUGAUUACAAGGUAGCGAGAAGAAUUACUAAAACUCUGGAAGAAGGCUUCUCCUGAGUACAAUGAAGAGGAACUAAAAGAAGUCAUCCUUUCUGAGUCACCUCUGAGACAACCAUGUCUGGCACCACUGCUGCUCCCACCAGCCCCUCCAUUACGAAUGCAACCACAGCUCAGCCUAGCUUCAUUGAAGGUCUUAUUAACAAGAUCCCAUUACCCAGAUGGGCUCUCAUAGCUAUAGCUGUUGCAGUGGGCCUAGUCUUCCUUCUUUUCCUCAUCUGCAUCAUUAAGUGCUGUUGCUGCAGGAAAAAACACAAGAAGAAGGAAAAAAUCAAAAUGGUUGGCAUCAAUGGUUCUUCUACAACAACCAAUCUGGUCCAGCCUGAUACAGAAGAUAUAGAAUGUGGCCUGGAGGAUGAGAAACGCGGACAACUGCAAUAUUCCCUGGAAUAUGACUUCCGUAGCCAGGAGCUGAAGGUUGGACUGAAGCAGGCAGCGGAACUGAAGGCAAUGGACAGCGGGGGUACUUCUGAUCCCUAUGUGAUUGUCUAUCUAACAUCAGAUAUGAAGAAGAAGUAUGAAACAAAGGUUUACCGUAAGACGCUCAACCCUGUUUUCAAUGACAGCUUCAUUUUUCAGAUAAAUUCCUUCCAGGGAGAAGUAGCUGAAUCCACCCUGGUGAUGCAGGUGUAUGAUUUCAAUCGUUUUUCCAAACAUGACAUCAUUGGCGAGAUGCGGCUGCCUCUUGGGGAUGUUGACUUGCAACAUGUUAUUGAGCAAUGGCAUGAGCUCACUGCAGCCAGCAAGAUUGAGCAAGAGCGCCUUGGGGAGAUUUGCUUUUCACUCAGAUAUGUGCCAAGCACUAGCAAAUUAACUGUGGUCAUCUUAGAAGCCAAAAAACUCAAGCGGAUGGAUGCACAUGGAUUGUCAGCACUAAAUAGAUCUCUUCCACUGCUCUACUCCAUCCCAGAUCCUUAUGUCAAAGUGCAAGUUACUUUGAACAAAAAGAAAUGGAAGAAAAAGAAGACAAGCAUAAAGAAAAACACAUUAAGUCCCUACUUCAAUGAGGCAUUUGUUUUUGAAGUGCCCUUCAGUGUGAUUCAGAAUAUAGACCUGGUGAUUUCAGUCUGGGAUCAUGAUAAAGUGACCAAAGAUGACCAGAUUGGCAAAGUGUUCUUGGGAUGCAGAGCUACAGGCAACCAGCUGCGUCACUGGUCAGAUAUGCUAGCCAAUCCCCGAAGGCCUGUUGCACAAUGGCACAGCCUGCAGCCUGUGGAAGAUGUUGACAAAACCAUGGGGCUGAAGUCUCGCUUUAAGCUGCCUAUACACAACAGCUAAAACAGAAGAGCUCUCUUUAGUUCUCUGUGACUUGAUAAGGGAAUAAUCCGUACAUUCCAGGAUCAAAGGACAAGUUUGGAAAAACAAGCUUGAUUAUCCAAAUUGCAGAAGAUAACAGUCUGUGCUGUGUAACAUCUGGACCUUUUAGAAAUGUAACUAAAAGUAUGCUGAGUAUGAGAAUUAACCCUGGGUCAAGCAAAAGGCAAUUUAUUCUGUCUGCAAUGCACCAUCUUGGAAAGAAUCCCAUAUUUCAGGAUGACGGAGGUGUAUAUGAUAGUAUUUCUGAUGCAUGAUGUGGCCACACAAUUGGAUUUAUAGCCCAGAUGUUACUACAUUGUGGGGAAGGCAGCACGUAUGGUGCAACUGUUUCUAUCAGGCCUAAAGAGAAGAGAAGCAUUAGUAAACAUGAUUGCAGUCAUGAUCAUUACCUAUGUUAAUGUUUUAUCAUGCAAGUACAGAAGCAAUUAUCAAUGAAGGGCUCGUUAAUUACAAAACAACAAGCAAAUGCUUCUUUCAGCAUUGCUAAUAGCUAUUUAUUCAAAUUUUAGAAGUUUAUUGAAUGAAACAAUGGUGGUUUUUGCAGACCAUAAAUAUAAUAGGCUGAGCACAUUAUAAAAAGCAUUUGGGGGGAAGAACUUUGCACAGCUCUCUUCCCCAAAAUGACUUCAGCCUGACCUGUUUAUCUCAACCAGGGUUUUUCUAAACUUGCAAAACUUGCAAUCUUUUUUCAAAAACCCGGCUUGAAGGGACACCCGUGCAAACAGAGCAGGCAGGAGACACUUUAUUACCCCCCCCCCCCAUUUCCACCCUUUAGUUUCUACUGCUGUCCGCUAUUUCAGGUUGAUUCUGCACACCUGCCAUUUUGUGCCGUUCACCUAGCAGUAGGCUGAUUCUCUGACCGCCUGCCAUUUUACAAAGUCCCCCAAGCACAUUUUCUCCCCGUGGCAGUGAUUAUGUCCACCAUUUCACUCACAGAUCCACUGUAACACAUUCAUGAUUGCCUGGUCACUGCAUGACAGUCCCUUUUUAAAAAAGUGUAUGUGUUGAAAAUGAGAAGCUAUGCAGAUGCACUCAAUUGUACCCCCAGACUGAGUGUUUAUUAGGUGGAUGGGCCAGGUUUUCAAGUUCAUAAUCAUCACAUUUUAAUAAUGACUAUAUCAGAGUCCUUGCCACAGCCUCACUAGCGAAAUGCCCCACUCUGUGGAAUGUUCGACUCACGCCCCGUCGUGCCCAGCCCCAUUAGCACUACGCCACUGUUUGAAUCCCACCACCAUGGGAACCUGUUACUAAAUUUUUUGGAUCCCACCACUGACCUAAUUAUGAAAAUGAAAACCCAGAGCAGCACUUAAAAGAAUAUGUGUUAAUUUAACCCUGGAAGUUUUUAAAAGGCACAAUGUAGAAUAACAACAUAUAAAUUAACCUAUACUGAGUGAUAAAAUUAUUUAUUUAGCUGUGUUGAUGGAACUUGGGGCCAAUGUAUUAUGGAGGUUGAGAGUAUCAGACUAGUACAGUGAUGGCGAACCUUUUAGAGGCUGCGCGCUAGGGGUGGAGCGAGGGGAAACUGCGCCCAGGGCACACGUGAACCCUGUGCCCCUACCACGCCCCCAUCCACCCCGUCCUGCCCUGGAA